Molecule: messenger RNA, 4537 nt
Organism: Ectocarpus sp. CCAP 1310/34
Lineage: Eukaryota; Phaeophyceae; Ectocarpales; Ectocarpaceae
Source: the annotation of a GenBank genome assembly
CAUAGUUGAUUACUCCAUACAUUGGCGUAGGCGGUCCUGCGCUCACUUUGCGCUUGUCGCCGACACGCAACCACGACACACACACAUCGCGUCUUUACCUGUGGGACUUUUGAGACAGAACGGGCGAGAGCGAGAGCCAGAAAGAGAAACAGAGAGAGCUAUGAAAUUGUUUGGAGGAGCUUUGGCGGCUGGCUUAGUCACUCUCGGCAGCGCGAACGUCGACGAUCGAUGCAAGGACGCUCCUAAAAACUAUGAUGCUGCGCUGCUGCAUGUGAGCCGGUCGGACUGGAACGGACGGCGUGUGUCGGGGUACCCGGUGUCUUUCGAGAUCUCAGGCGUAGCCGAAUCCUCCGACAAGCCUUUCAUCGACGUCGGCGACGUCGCUCUUCACGUUGAGGUGACGGGGGAGACGGUUUUCCGAAUGGCGGGUACCCCGACGGAUGCCACAUCGCCAGACGGCUUGACUAAGGUUAAUUCCAGGGAAGCCGGCCGCGCGGAGUUCGAGCUGGAUCUGUGCACGGACGUAGUAGGAGUCCGCUGCCCCCUGCAGGCUGGGGACCGGUUCAGCGGCGUCGCCACUUGGAACGCCUUCGUGUUGCCGGAGCGUGGCGAUGAGGAGGCGGUGGAGAGCUUGACGACCACCGUUAUUACUGCCGUUCAGCCCGACGGCCCUGCAUGCGGCCAGUUCUUCACGUUCCAUGACGUUGUCGGGAAGGAAGACUCAACCGCUACCCUGCUCGAAGACCACUUGUCCGAGCUGGUCGAAAGUGAUGAAUCGUCCAGGGGGCCCGCCACAUCAUCGUGGUCGAGGGGGUACUCGUCUCGGUUCGAGGGCUUCUCCUGGAAAGACGCCAGGCGGAUUGCUGGAGGCACAGUGAUGCGAGGCCAGGUUGGCUUCGAGGAGCUGCCACGGAGGAGGUACACGACGGAGAUGGCGCCUGCCGUGCCCGGCCGGCGCCGUCUCACGCCCGUCGCGCGAACUAGCAGCGACGAGGACAUCCCCGCAAACUUCGACGCGCGCGAAGCUUUCCCGGAGUGCGCCUCGGUCAUCGGCCGCGUGAGAGAUCAGAGCGAUUGCGGCAGCUGCUGGGCCUUCGCUUCCACUGAGGCGUUUAACGACAGGCGCUGCAUCGCCGGCAUCGGCAAAGGGAGCGCCGCUGGGGCCGAAGGCGAAGCGACCGCGGACCAACUUCUUGUCCUCAGCGCCGAAGACACCACGGCCUGCUGCCACGGGUUCCACUGCGGAUUGAGCAUGGGAUGCAACGGCGGCCAGCCGGGGUCUGCCUGGAAGUGGUUCACGAAGACCGGUGUCGUUACCGGUGGCGAUUACGCCGACAUCGGCACUGGAACAACGUGCAAGGCGAGUCUUGGUCUUCCGUACGAGUUCAUGCCGUGCGCGCACCACGUGGACCCCGGAGCGUCGGGCUACCCCGCCUGCCCUGACGGCGAGUACCCCACUCCCGAGUGCCUGUCGGAGUGCUCCGAGAUCAACUUCAGCGGGGGAAGCUACGGCGAGGACAAGAAGAUGGCGAGGGAGGCGUACUCGCUGGCGGGCAUCGAGAAUAUCCAGCGCGACAUGAUGAAGUACGGGUCCGUGACGGCCGCGUUUUCAGUUUUCUCGGACUUCCUCACCUACUCUGGCGGCGUCUACACCCACGAGUCCGGUUCGUUCAUGGGGGGCCACGCGGUGAAGAUGAUCGGGUGGGGCACGGACGAGGUGAGCGGCGAAGACUAUUGGCUCAUCGCCAACUCCUGGAACCCGUCGUGGGGGGAGGGUGGUCUCUUCCGGAUCCUUCGCGGCGUCAACGAGUGCGGAAUCGAGGGCCAGAUCGUGGCCGGCGAGGUGUAACUGUAACAGGCGUGCAGACAGCGUCUAUCCUUGAUGCCAACCACCAUAAUUCUACCGCCUAUCAUGAUGUUGAGAUUUUUACGGCAUGCCGCGUCGUGGAAAUCAAUCAUGUUCGUCCACCUGUGAUACCCCCGCUAACUAGUGUCGUGAUGGUUAUCCAGCCAUGUGUGAUGGGCUAGGUUUAUUGGUAGUGGCCCCGGAUGUUGCGGCGAAUGACGAUGGACAUAUCCAUGCUCUUUUUCUUCCUCGACUUGCGAGGUGUCCCUGUUGAUUCCAACGUGUUGGAUUUUGACGGCGGGGGGGGGUUGUUAUUUUCGGUUGCCGGUUUGUUGUCCGGUCAGUACAUGGCGACAAGUCAAGAGCGUGGUUGUUUGGUUUGCGUUGAUGGCCCGAGGAACCUGGUGCGUGGUAUUUUGUUCGGGUGCAGAGCUCGCUUCUCGACUGACAUGUUCCUCCCCGUGUAGGACAAUCAACAAGCUAACCGGGAAGGAUGCAUGCAUGACAUAACCGUACAUGUUUUGAUGUGUUUGGUUUUGUGCCUUCGAACCGUCGGGUCGGGAUCGACCCAAGAUUGUGGGGAGGGCAUCGAUGGGUUGGGGAAUGGCGUUUUUCAGCCCCUUCCCUCCCGCCCACCGGCAUUCUCGACGCUGGGGGAUGCUGACGCUGGGGGAUGCUGUUGGGUGGUACCGUAAGGCGCCACGGACGCUUUGUAUAUAGUCUAUAGCAGCACGGAAGUACCGCGCGGAGCCCUAGUAGAUGCAUGUCGGUGGUAUUGAUAGAAUCCGAUUGAAUAGUGUGAGCUGCUAUCCAGGCUAUGGAGAAGGGAUUUGGAACAGCGCUCCUGGAUUGCUGGGCGUGGCGUAGAUGCUUGUUCACGGGAAGGACGUUUCGAGAGAGAUUUUCAAGUAAAUGGUGUUGGCUAACAUGUCGAUCACUGUGGGAAACAAAGUUCCGCUUGUGCCAUGGUAGGUCGUUCCUUCUUUGGCAACGCGAAGAGUGUAAGAGGAUGGGUUGUUGUUGGCGAUUUUUGCCAAAAGCCCGAAGCUUGGAAUGUUGCAUACACGGAGGAAAUUCCAUUCGAGGGUUGUCUCCGAGGAGAUGAGCUCAAGUCUUCACAUUGAGGCUUAGGUGAUGCCCCCUCGACAGGGUAGGGAUGAGUCCCCUCUUCUUAUGCUCUUUGGUCGUCUCCUAUUGACCCUCAUUCCUGUUCCGACAUGGAAUAUACGUGCGUGAGAAAUGGAUGAGGGUGGGGGGUAGGGUCGGGAAGGGUUGUGAUGAGAUACUUACAUUUUGUCCUAAAUCCCUGACUUGAAUGCUAGAAAGACCGUUCGGCUUUUCUCCGGAAGACAAGCGCUUCGAAUAGUUUGUCACGCAAGUAUGAUAUCCAUCCAUUGUAUCUUAAGUUCCUUAGGGAUUUCAGUUUCUUCUGUUGCGGAAACAAAACGCUACCCUGUUUUGAAGGUACUCCUGUAUCUCCGAACACAUAAAACACGAAAGGCCCCACGACGCUUUUUUGUAACCAACCCUCGGUACUUGAUUUUAGACAAGACCGUCGAAUCAACCACAUCGCGCGCCCACGAGCCAAGUGUGCAAAUCAACAACGAAAUUUCUUCUACAGCUCUCCACAACGGCAACUGCUUGCGUGCUCUUCCCCGUCUUACGCGCGACCACAGAGAACCCGUCCUCCCUGAAUCGCGGGGAGGUCACGGUGUUUUAUCUCUACAUGCAGCAAGUUUAACGCUUCCCGCUGAUUUCGGUCACUCCGUUCCUCCCGUCGAUUUCAGUUUGUCCGGUCAUCGCGCAUGUUGCAGCACCUCCACAACUUGCGGAGGUGGGUCCAUGAAGCUGUGUGAGGCACACGACCAAACACACAUAGUCAUCGGUGCAAGUUUGCCUAUGAAGUUUCAAUCAAGGCCAUGCGAGCACCCAUCCCACUGCGGAACGGUUCUCGCGGCGUUUCGAAGAAAACCCGAAAACCGUCGUUUUUGCCGAGGCGGCCACCACACCACUAAUUGAGCACACCGCAGCCAGCAGACCCAGAGGCAGCAGACGCCAACAAGCGAGGACACCCUGUGGAUCGCCUUCUCGAGCUUUUGGCAUCAUGUCAACGAACCAGACUGCUGCUGGUGCUACUGGUGGGUCUUCUGCCGCUGUCGGCGUUGGUUCUACUGCUGUCGGCGCAUCUUCGGCUGCUGUAUCAGGCAGAUCAAGUGCUUCAGGGAGUGCUGCUGCUGCCUCUGGCGCUGGUGGUCCUGCCGCUGCUGCCGCCGCUGUUGCUGCUGUUGCUGCUGCUUCUGCUUCUGCUGCUGGUGCUGGUGCUGCUGCUGUAGUUGCUGUUCUUCAUGGAUGUCAUCAGUUGCUUAGCGUUCGACUGGAGAUUCGCGGCGUUGCCUCGAAGCAUUUGAAGUUACACUGCUGAUGUUCGCCGCUGCUUGGGAACGCGCCUGCCGCUGCCGUAAUUGCGACAAAAUUGUUGUUGUCUCACUCAAAACUUGCUUCAGGCGUGCAUUCAUCAUCAUGGACGCUAUGUAACCAAAUGUGUGUCGCUCUAUUGUCUUUCACUUUUCUGAAAUCGGCCGUACACAGCCGGUUUGGGGAUAGACUACAUCUGCUCCUCCCGGGGACAAAAUCAUGCUGUCCCCGCGUCUCGAAGGUCCCUUUGUUCGCGUACACGUCCCCAAUCGUAUA